This is a messenger RNA of Hyaloperonospora brassicae, 1095 nucleotides long. NCBI's taxonomy places the organism in Eukaryota, Oomycota, Peronosporomycetes, Peronosporales, Peronosporaceae. The record is from the annotation of a GenBank genome assembly.
AUGACUGUCGCUUGGCCAGCGCCGCAGACGCUGCCCGCCCACGCGCGCGCCGUUUCGAGCCUCGCGUUCGCUCCAAACGAGACGCUCCUCGCUUCGUCAUCCGCCGACUCGAGCGUGAAGAUCUGGCAGCUCCCGUCCGAAUGCGACGCCUCAACGACAGGAACGACCGCACUCAAGACCUCUCUAUACGGCCAUGAAGCAGGUGUCUCGGACUGCUGCUGGUCCCCCGACGCGCGCCACGUGGCGUCUGCCUCGGACGACUGGACAGCGCGGCUCUGGGACGUUGAGACGGCCAAGACGCUGGCUACACUGGGCGCGGCCCACCGGAGCUUGGACGCGGCGCUCUGGACGCCUCUGUCGCUGCUGAAAGGCCCGUCUGGGCCCAUGAAACUGGACGAAGAUGGACUGCACACUGCUGUGGUGGCGGCGGACGCAGCUGCUGAAUCGCACACGGGCUUUGUAAACUGCGUGGCGUUCAAUCCGCAAGGGUCGCUUGUGGCUACAGGCUCACACGACGAAAGCCUGAGGCUCUGGGAUGUCCGCAGUGGCAAGACCGUUGCGGUCAUUGGCGCCCAUCAAGAGCCCGUUGUGAGUGUGCAGUUUCAUCCGACGGACGGCUCGUUGCUCGUGUCUGGCGGCUAUGACGGCCUCGUGCGUGUGUGGGAUGUGGCGUCUCGUCAGUGCAUGCGCUCGAUCAUCACAGAACCAGCAGCACCGGUGGGAAGCGUGAGGUUUACGCCGAACGGACGGUACGUCCUGAGCUCGACGCUCGAUGGCACGUUGCGUUUGUGGGACUACGUGCGCGAUGUGUGCGUGCGCUCGUACAGUGGUCACAUGAAUCGUAAAUUUGGAAUGCAGUGCGUCUUCUUGCAGCAGCACGACAAGCAGCCGGUCGUUGUGUGCGGAUCGGAAGAUCAUCGCAUUUUCGUGUGGGACGUGGCAUCGCAGGAAGUGGUCUCAGUCUUGGCUGGGCAGGAUUAUCCCGUGCUUGCGCUUGCUGCGCAUCCGACGCGUGCGCUAAUGGUCUCGAGCUCGAACCAGGAUAUCAAGGUGUGGACUCCUAGCGACGAAGCAGAUGGCAACGGAGAUCGAUGA